Messenger RNA from Aureobasidium uvarum, 1477 nucleotides. The record is from the annotation of a GenBank genome assembly. NCBI's taxonomy places the organism in Eukaryota, Fungi, Ascomycota, Dothideomycetes, Dothideales, Saccotheciaceae.
GUUGAGUGUCAUGCCAUCGAAACCUGAGCCGCAAAACGAUGCAGUCCAUUCAUGUCAUGCCAGGCAACUCUUCGUCCUGAAAGACGAUCAUAGGCACCCUCAUCGAUUUUCCAGGGUCCGUACAUCCAAAGACUCCUCAACAAACGCAUCUGACUUGUGUCAGGCCAAGAAGCUCUAUAUCGCCCUAGUGGUCGGGCUCUCGAUGUUCAACAGUACACUCUCCUCCAGUCUUCCAGGUGGCUCGUCCUUCUACGUCGCUUCGUACUUUGACAUUGUUGAGCCGCAAGAACAGAUACUGUUGUCCACGACGUACCUGAUCGGGUACGUCGUUAGGCCAUUGCUGUUCGCACCGCUGAGCGGGCUGUUCUUCACAAUGUCCCUGGCAUGUAUCUUCAGCCCAAGCUAUGCAGCACUUUUGGUUUUUCGUUCACUUGCGGGCAUGGGUGGUUCUGCACCAAUCUCCAUCAUUGGUGGGGUCUAUGCGGACAUCUACCCCAACCAUUCGUCACGCGGCACUGCCACAGCUGCUUAUACUAUGGGAACUACCUUAGGCACAGUGCUGGGCCCGACCAUCUUUGGAUUUGUUGCGUACAGCGACUGGCGCAUAUCCUUUGUCCUGACCACGACUCUUGCAGCGAUCGCACUCGUGGGCAUCAUCUUCCUACCUGAGACCUAUGCUCCAGUCCUCGAGCGAUCACGAAUGAACAAGGCGCGCUGCAGCAAAUCGUGCCGAGCACUCGUGUCGGACACUGAUCAGGACACAAGAAGCCUCGGUGCCAUACUCUUGAAAGCCGUAAAGCGACCACCGAAGCUCUUCUCUACCGAGGCGAUCGUGUUCUUCUCAUCCUUGUACUGCGCACUUGUUUUCGGCAUCCUGUUCGUCUUCUUCGCGGCGUACCCAUACAUUUUUCGCACAGUCUACGGUAUGGAUCACAGGACUGCAGGUCUGUCCUUUUUACCUAUCGGAGUAGGCACGAUCCUUUCCAUGCCGUUAUGUAUGGCCUACGACGUAUUUCGAGAAAAUUGCAAGAGGAGGGGAAGACAAUGGGCAACAAGGGAGGAGUAUCGCAGAUUACCACUCGCGUGCAUUGGUGGUGUAUUGCUUGUGGCAUCGCUUUUCUGGCUGGGCUGGACUUCAUCGCGGUCUUUCCAUUGGAUCAUACCUAUGAUGUCCGGCCUGCCGUACGGCAUUGCGUUCAACCUGAUCCUGAUAGCUCUCUUCAACUAUCUGACAGACUCGUACGGCAUAUACUCCGCUAGUGCCCUCGCGGCUGCUAGCUGCACAAGGAGUAUCCUCGGAGCGAUCCUUCCUCUGGCCCAGAACACCAUGUACACCAAUUUGGGCAUUGGCUGGGCUACGAGCAUUCUUGGCUUCGCAGCCGUGAUGUUGCUUCCAGUUCCUUUUGCUUUCAUAGCGUUUGGCCCUGGUAUUAGACAGCGAAGUCCAUUUUGUCAAGCCUCGCAGCAGCAUGCAAGA